CGGCUGUUAGACACGCGUUCAAACUGUUACAAUGGAUUGGCUUCAACAUUUUCAGCGCACAGUGUCAACGUUGUUAUUUUCCUCUGCAGGCAGGACUGAUGUAACCGUUUUAUUUGUAAUUUAACGACAGAGAAAAAAACGAAACGACUUUCCAUGACUUUGGAUGAGCUUAUUUGCAGUUUCGCCGUCAUAUAGCCACCAGCGUUUCUCCAUAUCAUUGAGUGUUUGUUUUUUGUUUUGUUUUUUUGUCCAUCUUGCCGAGCUGCUGCAGGCAUGCAGCAGGAGCUUCUAUUCAAAGUCUUGGUUGUCGGGGACCUGGGUGUCGGGAAAACCUCUAUUAUCAAGAGGUACGUUCAUCAGAUCUUCUCCCAGCACUACAGAGCGACUAUCGGGGUGGACUUCGCGUUGAAAGUUCUGCAGUGGGACAAUGACACCGUGAUCCGGCUGCAGCUGUGGGACAUAGCAGGACAGGAGCGAUAUGGAAACAUGACCCGUGUCUACUACAGGGAGGCGGUGGGAGCACUGGUGGUCUUCGAUGUGACGAGGGCCUCCACGUUUGAGGCUGUGCUGAAGUGGAAGGAUGACCUGGACUCUAAGCUGACUCUGAACCAUGGAAGACCGGUUCCUGUGGUACUUCUUGCCAACAAGUCGGACCAAAUAGCGUGUCAGCUGCCCAAACUGGACUCCUUCUGCAAGGAGAACGGCUUUGUGGGCUGGUUCGAGACGUCUGCGAAGGAAAACACGCACAUUGAGGAGGCAGCACACUGUUUGGUGGAGCACAUCCUGAACAACGAGGAGAGCGCGGUGACAGAGCGAGAGCCCAACUCCAUCCUUCUGUCUGGAUACACGAGCACCACAAGCAGUCAUUUCAAGUGUUCUUCAUGUCUAAAAUGAAAUCUGCAGAGUGAACGUCUCCCAGAUCACAGCCAUGAAGAAAUAACUGAAAGAAAAGUCCCUUUUUUAUUGGUUAAAAAUAGAAUGAAAACAAUAUUUAUGGUGCAUACUUUAGGCCAAUAUCUGGUAUGUAAAGUGGAGUUAUUUAACAAACUAGGAAAAUGUAAAUACAUAAAUUGCAGAGAUUCUGAGAAAGCUUUACCUUAUUAAAUUAAGUUAUGCGCUAACAUAAGUUCCACAUUUUUCAUGUAAUUCUUGGUAUAAAAUCUUUCUUGAUUUGAAAAAAAAAACACAUUUAAUGUGAACCUUUUUAUACUAAUUAAACAUCUUAUUUUGAGUCUUAUCAUGAUUUCUGUCCCCUGGCAAAUAAAGAAGUGCAUCAUAUGAUACAUUUACGAUGCACUUUGAAACAGUUUUCUGUUUUGUUCUAAAAUGAAAAACUGAAUAUAAUUUUUUGAAAUGAUUAAUUGCCUUCUCUGAAAAUGUAUAUAAAGUAAUUCACAACAGGCACCCUGUGCAGAAUUUCUAGUGUUUCUAAUGCAGCUUUUUCUUGAAUUAUACUUGAUUAGUAAGAGCUAAACAUAUGCUGGACAGUGUGUAUAUGAAAUACUUUAAUCAGUAUUUAAAGUAUUUCUGAUAUGAAGCAUGUAUACACCCUGUGCAUGCACUCAUGCAGUAACAUGUGUUGAAAACUAACUCAACCUAAUCUUUGGAGGUAGAAGUGUUCAAGUGAUUCUGAUACUUCAUUUAGAAGAAUGCCAUUUUUAUGCUUGUAAACUCAGUAGCCGUAAAGUCCUUCAAAAAAGCAUGCUUUUAAUCAGAAUUUAAAACUCAGCGUUUUUAUUUUGAUUAUGCUAAUGCUGCAAUCUCUGUUUUUAUAUAUAUUUUGUCCCAACAGGAGCUUCAGUAGGACGACAGCUUUUUGUCUCUAUAACGGUAUAUCUAACUUGAAAGCUACUCCUGUCUUCAGUCUACUCCUGACACUGAUUUUUUUUCGUUCAUGCAUAGUGGUUUUAGUGGUUUCUAGGUGCAAUAUUAAAACCUUAUCAGCUGGUAGUAUUGUUCAGUAUUUCAGGUAUACAAUAAAGCGUUACCCAGAACCCGCCAAAAAAGCAUUUGGCCACCUGUGUUUCAGAUUUUUCAAAAUCAAAGUAAGAAAUUGUCUUAAAAGUUGCAGUUGAAGAAGAAUCUUAAAAAAAAAGAACUUUUAUUUAGCUUCUUUCUAUCUAAUUGUUUUUUUUUUUUAGUGUUUCAAAUAUUUGUUGUAAAUUAACAAAGGAUAAUAAUCUCUAUGGACUUUUCCCGCCUCACCACAACCCCCCAGAAGGAGGAAAUAGGGUUAAAUAUAGAAAAAAAACAUAGAUUCAUAAUUAAUGAUUGAGUGAAUCAAAUGAGAAAAACUGACAAGCAUCCCUAAUGGUCAAAAGGAAAAUGUUGAGGCAAUGCCGCAUUGUGGUUUCCAUGUCUAGUUACUGACAACUCCAGUCCAAAGAAAACAGCCUUGUAGAGAUGGAUUUUUGCUGCAGACAGAAAAGCAAACUCUAUCAGACCUGACUCACUGUCAAACUGUUGCUCCAUUGUUGUAAGUCAUUGUUUACAGAUAUAAAAUCAAUAU
Fundulus heteroclitus (mummichog) is the source of this 2509-nucleotide messenger RNA. It is a transcript of the gene rab38c, whose product is annotated as RAB38c, member of RAS oncogene family. The coding region runs from base 274 to 894 and encodes 206 amino acids. Gene Ontology annotation, biological process: vesicle-mediated transport. Gene Ontology annotation, molecular function: GTP binding; GTPase activity. The record is from RefSeq and is a predicted model, not a curated record. Gene Ontology annotation, cellular component: Golgi apparatus; trans-Golgi network; vesicle. The transcript has 4 exons. Lineage: Eukaryota; Metazoa; Chordata; Actinopteri; Cyprinodontiformes; Fundulidae.